Diaporthe citri is the source of this 3099-nucleotide messenger RNA. RefSeq lists its product as uncharacterized. The record is from RefSeq and is a predicted model, not a curated record. NCBI's taxonomy places the organism in Eukaryota, Fungi, Ascomycota, Sordariomycetes, Diaporthales, Diaporthaceae. Gene Ontology annotation, biological process: transmembrane transport. Bases 1 to 3099 code for a protein of 1032 amino acids. Gene Ontology annotation, molecular function: ATP binding; ABC-type transporter activity; ATP hydrolysis activity. Gene Ontology annotation, cellular component: membrane. The transcript is spliced from 6 exons.
AUGGCGGUUUCGACUUCGGUCUACCAGCACCGCGUCAACCGCCUCGAGGUCAUGACCAGGGGCAUAAUGGUUAGCUUGAUCCACAGUCGGGCCCUCGAAGUUCGAUAUAGCGAGGCCGAGGACGGAAAAGUAGCCACCUUGGCAAGCAACGAUAUCAGCAAUAUGGAGGACUCUGCCAGGAUGAUCCACGAGACCUGGGCUCAGUUCGUGGAAGUCGUUGUUGGCACAUUCCUCUUGUCAAGGCAGGUGGGCUGGCUGUGGCCAUUACCACUGGUGCUGAUUUUCUUUUGCUCCCGUGUCAGUCGCUACGUUGCUCAGCACCUGAAGCCAGAGCAAGGCAAAUGGAAUGUGGCUACUCAGCAGCGGAUCUCAUUCACAAACUCGAUCCUGAGCUCCGUCAAGAAUAUAAAGAUGCUUGGUAUGCAGCAGGCUGUAGCCGAUCGUAUUCGAGACCUCAGAAAGCACGAGAUGGAUGCUGCCAGAGGAGUCAGAUUGCUCACGGUUCAGUACGGUGCCAGCGCUCUUGCGGUACUUCGUGGAGAUGUGAUGGGUGCCGAGACCGCGUUCACCACCGUUGCACUUCUCUUGAUGAUCACUCACCCUGCAAAUAUGAUUAUGACUUUUGUUCCUCGGGCUGUCAUAGCCUACUCCGGUUUCGAACGGAUCCAAUCGUACCUCCUGGACGACCAUGAUCGAGAUCGGUCACGGGCAACAACUCCAUUUCCAAUCAAUGGAUCUAGUGCGGCUACACUCAAGUUCGCUAUUGAGUUGGCCAAUGUUUCCAUCCCCGGUACAGAUGAUUCGAAGCCGAUACUGAAAGACAUCAGCUUCGGCAUUCGUCGAGACUUCAAGGCGCUCCCGGACGGCGACCUCACGCCCGUUGGAAGCAAAGGCAUGAAUCUCUCUGGAGGACAACGCCAGAGGAUAGCUUUGGCCCGCGCCAUAUUCUCACGAUGCAAAAUCCUAGUCCUGGAUGAUAGCCUUAGUGCUCUGGAUGAGAAGACCCAAAGCCACGUCGUUGAGAACCUGCUCAUGCCGGGAGGCAUACUUCGCGACGGCGCAAUAACAGUCUUCUGGAUCACGACCUCCACCAAGUUCUUCAACUUGGCGGAUGACAUAAUCGUCCUCGCCGAUGGCACCGUGAAAGAAAGGGGAACGUGGGCUCACCUUCGAGAGAGCGACCCCUUGAUUGACGAGGUCAUCCAUCCCCAUCUUGAAACACCAGUGACAUUCGCCGAGGCUCAGACGAUAAGACAGUCUCGGGCAGAGAUUCUGAACGACGGGUCAAAAGAUCUUGCCCGGAAAAAUGGCGAUCUGUCCCUAUACAGCUACUAUCUGAGAUCAGCAGGGUUCAGAAGCGUCGGGGCUAUGUCUUUGGCCGGAGUGUCCUACUCCUUCUUCAAUACAUUUACCCAUUACUGGUUGAAAAUGUGGACGGAUUCCGGGUCAAGAAACACGACACUCUACAUGACGGGCUACAUGGCCCUCCUAACGCUAGCAUACGCCUCAACAGUCACCGGCAUGUUCUAUACAAACCUCCGCAUCGCCCCAAACUCGGGGCUCGCCCUCCACGGCCGCCUCCUCGUCGCCAUCGUGUCCGCCCCGCUGCGGUACUUCUCAGGGACCGACUCCGGGUCGAUACUCAACCGCUUCGGACAGGACAUCCAGCUGGUCGACAAGCAGCUGGCACCCGCGCUCCAGUCGCUGAACAACCAGGUCUUCAAGCUGCUCGGCCAGUCCUGCGUGCUGCUCGCGUCGCAGCCACUGAUGGCGCUCUCCCUUCCCCACAGCGCGGCCGUCGUCUACGCCGUGCAGAAGGUGUACCUGCGCACGUCGCGCCAGCUGCGGCUCCUGGAGCUCGAGUCCCGCGCCGCCGUCUUCUCCAGCUUCCUCGAGACCGUCCAGGGCGCGCCGACCAUCCGCGCGUUCGGGUGGGGCCGCGAGACCGCGCGGCAGAACGUCGACACCCUCGACGGUUCCCAGCGUCCGUUUUAUUUGCUCCUCUGCCUGCAGCGGUGGCUCAAUGUCGUGCUGAACCUGCUCAUCGCCGCCAUCGCCGUCGGCACCAUCGGGCUGGCCGUCCUGUAUAGGGAUUCCACGACUGGGGGCCAGGUCGGCAUGGCCCUGAACGUCAUCCUCGUCGCGAACACGACGCUACUCUCGCUGGUUGGUGCGUGGACAGACCUCGAGAUCUCGCUCGGGGCCGUGGCGAGGCUGAAGGAGGCUGAGACCGAGACGCCCAGGGAGGACCAGCCGGGUGAAUGCGACGUGCCACCUAGCAAGUGGCCCAGCAGGGGCGAGAUCGUCCUGAGUGGUGUGACAGCCGCAUACGGCCCAUCGGCCGUCGCACUCAGGAACGUGGACCUCAGGGUUGAGGCGGGCCAGAUGGUAGUAGUGUGCGGGCGGACGGGCAGCGGCAAGUCCUCUCUGCUCCUCUCGCUGCUCAGGCUGCUCGACACAAUCGAGGGGACCAUCGCGGUCGACGGCGUCGAGCUCUCCACGCUGCCAAGGUCACUGGCCCGCGAAGGGGCGUUCAUCACCGUCGCGCAGGAGGCCUUCUUUCUGCCGCAGGCAAGCCUGCGCUUCAACCUCGACCCGGAGCUGAAAGCCCCUUCGUCCGUCAUCACGGCGGCGCUGAGGCGGACCGGGCUCUGGGACCUGCUUGUCGGCGCCGGAACAGAUAAUCACCACGAGAUGCCUUUUGGAGAUGAUCAGCAUGCUGAGGAGACGAUCGUCCUCGAUAAGCCCUUCUCUUCCCUGCCCGUACUCUCAGCGGGCCAAACACAGCUCCUCGCCCUCACUCGGGCACUCGUGCGCAGGUCUGUCUUGUCAGGCGCUUCCAUUUCUGCGGAGCACUACACGGACUUUGACCGCGUGGGAUCCAGGCCGAUCGUUCUGCUCGAUGAGGUCACGUCGUCGCUCGACCCAGUAACAGAGGGGAAAUUGCUAGAUAUUGUCCGGGAGGAGUUUGUCGACCAGGGCCACACCGUUGUGAUGGUGACGCACAAGUUGGAUGCCGUGAAGGGCAGGCUGAGGGACAGGAGGGACGCCGUUGUAUGGGUGGGACAAGGGCGGAUUGAACGAGUAGAGGUUAUGUGA